CGCGACGCAGCAGCCACCACGUGAGCUCGAUGCUCGAUGAUCGCACUGGUUGCUGGCCUCUCGCACUCCCUGCUGGUGGGCGGCCCUCCUACGCGGACAGGCGGCGCGCGCUGCGCCAGCAGCCCGUGCAUGGCCGAGUCGCCUAGGAAGCUCCGUGUCGGCCUCGUCGGUGGCGGCACUGUCGGCGGCGGCAUCGUCACCAUCCUCGAGGGCGCGCGCGAGCUGCAGGCGUCGCUUGGGGUGGACGUGGAGAUCGCGACGAUCUGCGUGCGCGACAAGGCGAAGCCACGCGACUUCCCGCUCCCUGCCGGCUGCGCUGUCGUCGACGACGUGGAGGAGAUCCUCGGCGACGGCAGCAUCGAUCUCGUGUGCGAGGUGAUGGGAGGCACGACGCUGGCCAAGGAGGUGGUGAUGCGCUCGAUCGCGGACGGCAAGCACGUGGUGACGGCCAACAAGGCGCUCAUCGCGGCGGCGCUGCCCGAGCUUCAGGAGAAGCUCGCCGAGGCCAACGCAAAGCAGGUGCUCGGCUCCGAGGGCAAGUUCGGGUUUGAGGCGGCGGUGUGCGGCGGCAUCCCAAUCAUCCACGCGCUGCAGCGAGACUUUUUGGGCGACGAGGUGUCGCAGCUGUCUGGCAUCAUCAACGGCUGCACCAACUUCAUCCUCUCCAACAUGGCGCAGGGAGGCCUCUCCUACUCGGACGCGCUCAAGGAGGCGUCGGCGCUCGGAUACGCAGAGGCCGCGCCGCGCCGCCGCCGCCUCGCCACACGCCACCCCCCUCGCCACACCUCCCCUCCCCACGCCGCCUCGCCUCGCCUCCUCGCGGACCCGACGCUCGACGUCGGAGGCUUCGACGCGCGCUCGAAGCUCAAGAUCCUCAUCAAGCUCGCCUUCGGGACAGACGUCGGCGAGAGGGUGGGAGGGCGCGGAACCGUCAAGCUGCUCGGCGUCGCCAAGCGCGACGGAGGCGACCCCCGCGCCGCUCCUCCCCUCCCCUCGCUCACGCCUCCUCCUCUUGUCUUCAGGCGCGACGGAGACCGGCUCUCCGCCUUUGUCUCGCCCUGCUUCGUCCCGACCUCCAACACGCUCGCCUCCAUCAGCGGCGCGACCAACGCGGUGCAGAUCGGCUCCGCCAACCUCGGCAGCACCGUCCUGGUGGGGCAGGGCGCCGGCCGGCUGCCGACGGCCAACUCUUGCGUGUCAGACAUCCUCGACAUC
Molecule: messenger RNA, 1215 nt
Organism: Emiliania huxleyi CCMP1516
Lineage: Eukaryota; Haptophyta; Isochrysidales; Noelaerhabdaceae
Exons: 5
Biological process (GO): L-threonine biosynthetic process
Molecular function (GO): NADP binding; homoserine dehydrogenase activity
Source: RefSeq, a predicted model, not a curated record